GUGUUGCUAGUGAGCGUCGCUGUCUCCCCCAGUGGCCGCCAGAGGGCAGUAGGUGGCGGCGCUCGAUGGUGCUGCUGAAGUUUUCAAGAUGUCGCUGGAGCAGAGACUCUCCCGAAUCGAGGAGAAACUCAAGCAGGAAAAUAAAGAAGCCCGCAAACGGAUCGACCUGACCAUCGACAUGAGCCCGCAGCGCUCGCGUCCGAGGCCAAUCAUCGUGAUCCAGCUAAGUCCAGCUCCAGCCCCCUCCCAGCGCGCAGCUCUGCAGUUACCGCUGGUGAACGACGGAGGAAGUCGCUCGUCGUCCACGGAAAGCUCGCCCCAACACCCCUCUUACCCAAACAAACCCCGGCAAAUGCUCACGCUUCCCACCCCGCCCUACUGCCUGCCGAAGAGCCUCGAAAAUGCUGAGAUCGACCAGAAGCUGCAGGAAAUAAUGAAGCAGACCGGUUACCUGAAGAUUGACGGACAGCGUUACCCAGCUGAAGUGGCAGAUCUGAUCAGUGAGGGCGAGAUCGGCAGUGGAACAUGUGGACAGGUGUUUAAAGUUCGCUUUAAGAAGACGGCUCAUGUCAUCGCUGUCAAGCAAAUGAGAAGGACGGGUAAUAAAGACGAGAAUAAGAGGAUCCUCAUGGAUCUGGACGUUGUGUUGAAGAGUCAUGACUGUCCAUACAUCAUUCAGUGCUACGGAGCUAUAGUCACCAAUACGGAUGUGUUCAUUGCCAUGGAACUAAUGGGGACGUGUGCAGAGAAGCUGAAGAAGAGGAUCCAGGGGCCCAUACCAGAGGCCAUUCUGGGAAACAUGACCGUAGCUAUCGUGAAAGCUCUGCUGUACCUGAAAGAGAAACACGGUGUGAUUCACCGAGACGUUAAGCCAUCUAAUAUCUUGUUGGAUGACAAAGGGCAAAUCAAGCUGUGUGAUUUCGGCAUUAGCGGACGUUUGGUGGAUUCUAAAGCAAAGACUCGCAGUGCUGGAUGUGCCGCAUACAUGGCGCCUGAGAGAAUAGACCCUCCAGACCCUAGUAAACCAGACUAUGACAUCAGAGCUGACGUCUGGAGUCUCGGCAUUUCGCUGGUGGAGCUAGCCACAGGACAGUUUCCUUAUAAGAACUGCAAGACAGACUUCGAAGUCCUGACCAAAGUCCUUCAAGAGGACCCACCAGUCCUUCCUCUUGGCAUGGGCUUUUCUCUAGACUUCCAGUCCUUUGUGAAAGACUGCCUCACAAAGGAUCACAGAAAAAGGCCAAAAUACCACAAACUGCUAGAACACAAUUUUAUUCGACGUUACGAGGUGUCAGAUGUGGACGUGGCGGGCUGGUUCCAGGCAGUGAUGGACCGCACAGAGUCUCCGCGCACCAGUCAGUGCUUCAGUCACCACCAGCUUCACUCUCUCUUCAGCAGGUAGCCAGACAGAGAGAGAGAACCGUGUGAUAUGGAGAGUUUGGUUUGGAGAGGACGGACGGACAGGUUUUAAAUGUAAAUUAUGGAAUGGAAGGAGCAGUGGAAACACAGAUUGUAAAAGACGAAAUGGCUGUAAAGAGAGAAUGUUCGUUUGGGAGUUUGACCGAUCGACAGACAAUCCUGAGCAGGUUCAAUGUCAAUUUGAAUUACUUUUGUCGUCCUCAUCCACCUGAAACAGGAUGAAACGUUACAGGUCGCAGUUACACACUCUCACUGUGACAUGCACACACACACAUGAACGUUUACCAUUAUACACUGUUUAAUUGCUGAUAAGUAUUCCUCACCGCACACAGUACGAUUUAUAUACGUCUGCGCCGAGGAUCUGCUUAAGCUAAAUCCGUUCUCCUCACGUUCAAUAUCAACACGUUCUCCAUAGCCCCUUACUCAGGGACUGAACAGAGUAGUCAUACAACACUGUGCAAUGGUGUGAGUGUGUGUGUGUAGGUGUGUUAGGUUUAUCGGUUCUAUCGUUCUGCAAAAUGAUGCAAAUAGAGAAAGAAUUUAAGAUGUAUGGCUCAGUUAUAUGUUUUGUAGAAGUGUUAUUUUCUGUGCUAUCGAGCGUCACCCAAUAUUUCAGUAAUAGUGACUAGGAUCUUAAUAAGUAGAGAUUUUAGAGGUCAAACUUUUAAUAACUGAUGUUUCGAUUGUUAUAAUAGAUUUGGUAUAGAAUAAUGAUGAUGAAAACUGCAUAUGAAAAUAAAACUAGUGGUUGACCGAUAUGUAUUUUCACCUUAUGCAAAUUGACUCCGUAAAUAUCGGCAUGCUAUUUGGCAAGAUAUUGGUCUGUCACUAGAAAAAAAAAUUAGUCGAGAUGUUCACGAUGCACACCUUAGGUGGUUGGGUGUUAGAAGUAAAGAGUUUUAUCUGUGAGUAUCGGAAGAAAAGCUGAAAGAUGUCAUAGUCGCAUUUAUUUAUCUAUUGAAAGAGACAAGCGUAGCAGCUUUCCGUGAAGAGAAGGAGAGAGAGUCGUUCUUGGGUGUUUCCUCAUUGAUAAACUGCUUGUUUUGAGAACUAUCUGAUCUACUCGACAUUUCAUUCUGUUUCCAUAUGCAUUUGAGUUCCCGUAAACCAAAGUUUAUUUUUUAACACUUUGUUUUGGACACUGCACUGCUCUCUUCUCAGUGUAUCUCAGCACUUGCUCGUGGGUCACACUGAAGGUUUUUCGGCAACUUUCACAACCAAAGCUCUAGAGCUUGAGAAUCACUGCUUUAAGAAGCCAAAUCACUGAUUGUGUGAGAAGACCGAAUCGAGAGAGAGAGAGUGGGACAGAGAGAAUCUGAGGGUAAUGGUAUGUUUUUCAGGAGGGAAGUUUUGUGUUGUGUAAAAUGGUUGUGGGUAAGGAUGUUUUGUGGAAAGGCUAGGUGGAUCACAGAAAGUAUGAGAGAAAGACGUCAGUUAAGUCCUCUAAAUGAAAAGUAUCGACUUGUUUUUGGUGCGGGUGAUGUAAGGUAUAGGUUAUCAUCAGUUGCUGUUUGCGAGCUAGCUGGAUGUUGCGUAAAAGCUUUCAAUGGUAUCGAACCAAUGUAUGGUGUGUUUUUAUUUAGGGAUUAAUUAGUUAGUUGUUUUUGUUAUCUUCUGCGUAUUAUCUGCUAUUAUUUUUAUGAUUAUUUAUUUAUGAUCUUAUUGCUGCUACUAUUUACUUUAGGUGCUGCUGUCAGUUUUAUAUUCCCCAAAGGACUUGUUUUUCCUAAACCAAAUGCAUAAACACUGCAACGUGUACACGUUACCAAAUACAUGAACAGUUACAUGUCAAGCGCUCGAUACGAUGGGGAAAUGAAAGCGAGGAAGUUUUCUUAAGAUUUAUUUCUAUCUGUAGUUCACAAUGUCAAGUCACGGGCUGCACCGCUCACAACUAAUACGACAACUGCAGGUCAUUUUUAUUAAAUACACAUCGACUGGAAAUAUUUAUAUAUAUAUUUGGGCUAGAGUUCAGUCUUUAUUGCACCAUUUAACUGUAGCUCAUGCAUGCUCACAUAUGGUUGUAAUUGUCCUCCUGUGUUUGUCCUGCGGUGGAUGAAUUUGGGUUUUUAAGAUCAGGAAGUAAAAGGAUGAACAUGCGGAUUUGUAAAAAAAAGGUAUUUACCAUAUUACUACACCGCUCGUGUUAAAGAGACGGUUCACCUAAAAACACAACAUCUUUCAUCAUUUACUCACCCUCAUAUCAAAACCUGUAUGACAUCAAUUGUAUGGACACAAAAUCACUUAGACAUUUAUCCAAAUACUCAACAAAAAUAUUCCCGUUUUACGACAUGAGGUAGAAUGAAUGAUGUUGUUUUCUCAGAUGCUUAAACAUAGACACGCAAUACGGGUAGAUGUAACAACAUGGCUUGCCAUCAAUGUGACUCCGAUCUCUUGUUAACUUGUUGAAACUCACCACCGAUAUCGUGAUACCUGCCUGUCUGUCUGUCCGUCCGUCAUUCUCUCUGUAGAUCUCGCUGCAGCAUCAAAGGUGUCAUCAAUAAAACAUUGUAACCAGUGACGUUGUUUGUAAAUGCUGGAUUGUAGUGCUGAGGAUGCAGGGAAUAUAAUGUAUGUACAGGCCUGUGAUGGGUGAGACCUCACACCCUUCUGAUCAAAACUCAAAAUGACAUCUAAUGCUUUAUCUUCACUCUUAUCAUUGUGUUAAGCCAACACACACACAUAAACACAUACCUCCCUUUGGUUUUAAUGGACAUUUUCUGGCACUUUUUUGCUUUCAACCCUUAUUUUAACUUGAAGCAUCACUCUUAUGUGUUUUUAUAACUAGAGGUUUUUAUCACAUGUAUCCUAAACUCUGUCUCACAGCACCAAACGAACAUGUACAGAGAUGUAAAGCAAGGCUGUAGUUGCCAUAGAAUUAUUAUAUGUGUGUGUGUGUGUGUGUGUUGCGCAUCACUGCUUUUUUUCUAGUGUGCUCUUCCAUCAUGUCAUAUGAUGGUAAAUCCAGUCUUUAAAUAUUAAAAUUGUAGUUGUUUUCGAAUUCUCGUAAGGACGCCCCACCUGUAAGGAAACCAAAUACUCACUAUGCAGUCACUCAGAACAAAACCGGUCGCCUUUCCCUUGAACUUCCUGUAAAUACACGCAACUACUGGAGAGACGGAGAGAAGCCCGAGCGUCUCUUUGGUCUCUGUGAUGUGUGAGGGAAUUUCUGAUCGAUAGUGUUUUCUUUGUUGUUUUCUAAAAUGAGCUGACAUAUUUAAGGAUUGUACUGGGAUGGGGUUGGUAGUUUGGGGAAUAGUUUGUCCAGUGCUGUAAGUAUAUCAAUUGCAUGUUAUGGUCUUAACUGCCAUUGAUCUUUACACUUCGUUUGGGGGGAGGGAGACGUGUAAACGUUUAUCUUUAUUUAUGAUUUUUACAUGUAUAAAAAAAAUAUAUUUUCUGUACGUUUUUUUUUCUUCCAAAAUAUGGUUUUUAGAAAAAGACACACUUUUGCCUUUUUAGGUCUCCUUGUUUUGAUCUGCUUAUGCAUUAUAGAAAUUCUACUUGUUUGAUUUUUGUUGUAUGUUUAUUCGUUUGUCAGCUUUUGAUAUUUUCUGUAUUUGUGUUUGAUCUUACAAAAGAGUGGUUUUAGCCAGCAAGAUAUUACGUCGUCACCUGUUAGGAAACCAAAAGCUUAUUGUUUUGUCUUCUUAAUGUUAUAACUCUUCAGGGUUAAGAUUACACCAAAUUAAAAAGAGACGAGUGGGACAAAUCGCGAGACGGUUGACGUUUGCUACAAAGGUGUGUCUUUUUCUGUCGAAGCCAAGCAAUCGCUUUAUUGCUUUGAUGUUUAUUUUUUCAGAAUUUUACAUUUAUUUUUGUUUGUGUAGUAAGUUUUGCCCUUUUUCGCCCAGAGCUGUUUUGCUGUAUGGUUAGAAUGUGUCUUUGUGGAAAUCUCACUAUUUGUAGCUGCUGCUGUACUGGAGGUUUUAUUUUAGUAUUUUUUUUAUUUGACGUGAUGAUGAAUUUAGAACCAUGUAAUUCACAAAAUCUGUUUGAUUGGUUUAGAAAUGUUUAGAUCUGCUAUUUCUGUACUCUGUUGUUGUUGUUGGCCUCUUUACUCAGCUCGAAAAUAUAUUGUAAUGUUGAAUAGAAAUGCUUUCGUGCCAACAACAGACAAUACGAAUAUACGGACGUUAUAGAAUACAGAUAUUAUGAUGCAACGUUUUCACUCUUUUCUGGAAGAAAUUUGAUUUUAACAAAGAUAUUUGAUGUGGUAUGUAAAAAAAUAAGACCUAACCUCAAGCAGCCAAUCACGUACAACGUGUCUUUGGUGAAUAUUGAUCUUUUUUUAUUUAUUUAUUUUUAUUUACCUUUCUGUUUUGGGUUCUUGGCCUGGAACAAAAGUAUCCCAAACUGUUGUAUUGAGAGACAGCCAUCACAGUUUUAUCAUCACAGUUUUACCCCCUUAUUUUUUUCUCUAUUUUAAGUAAAAUAAAUGCCAUUAUAUUGUGAAUACCUCAGGAUUUUUUUGGGAAAAAUUCAAAACAUAAAAACCUAAAACAAAUAAAAUGCAAAAAAAUG
Messenger RNA from Triplophysa dalaica, 5940 nucleotides. RefSeq names its product mitogen-activated protein kinase kinase 7 (gene map2k7). The transcript is spliced from 12 exons. Gene Ontology annotation, biological process: protein phosphorylation. Bases 89 to 1402 code for a protein of 437 amino acids. Gene Ontology annotation, molecular function: protein kinase activity; ATP binding. The record is from RefSeq and is a predicted model, not a curated record. NCBI's taxonomy places the organism in Eukaryota, Metazoa, Chordata, Actinopteri, Cypriniformes, Nemacheilidae.